CAUAUAAUAAUUAAAUCCCAUAUAUAAACCUUUUUUUUAAAAAAAUAUAAAUAAAUAAAAUGUCAAUUUAUGGAAAGGAGAAAUCAGCAAUGGCGGGAUUUAUUCCCCUCCUCGUCGCUACAAUAAUGGUAAUGAUGAUGUCCCUGCAGCAGCGAGGAGCAGAAAGCUACAGCAUCUGCAGCAUGACCGACGACGGCCUCAACGCCUGCAAGCCCUGGGUGACUCCGCCCGGUCCGGCCGAGCCGCCGUCCGCCGCCUGCUGCGCCGCCCUCUCCGCGGCGGACCUGCCGUGCCUGUGCCUGCAGAAGAGGAAUGACGCCGUGAUGCUGUCGCUCCUCGGGAUCGAUCCCGACCUCGCCAUGGCCCUCCCGCCCAAGUGCAACCUCCCCCUCCCCCUCAAUUGUUAGCUAGCUCCUUCUCUCGGUGACCGUCAGACCCCCCGAUACAAGGGCUUUAUGUUAAUUAAUUAUGUGUCUUUCUUUGUGGGUAAUUUAAUUGUUGUUGUUGUUGUUUUCUUCUUUAGUGCUAUUAUGUGUAAUGUAUGUGCCAUUUAGUGCCAAGUCAUUAGCUUGGAUGCAUUUGUGUUUGCUCAAGUUUUAAUUUGUGCUUAUUUAAUGUUAUCAUGUGGUGUGUUUGAGUCCAUGAAAUAUAUAUUGUAAUAGUCU
Messenger RNA from Cuscuta campestris, 665 nucleotides. The record is from the annotation of a GenBank genome assembly. NCBI's taxonomy places the organism in Eukaryota, Viridiplantae, Streptophyta, Magnoliopsida, Solanales, Convolvulaceae.